AUUUCAAGAUAUCAGAUUCAGAUUCAGAUAUUAAUUUCAAGAUAUCAGAUUCACAUAUACUAUAGUAAACACUAAACAACAAUUAAACAUCAAUUCACUUCCUAGUAUUGAUGGAGAACCAAAAUUAUGUAGCGCUUAUAGUUGGAGUCACAGGUAUGGUUGGGCUUAACAUAGCCCAAUCCUUGAAGAAGCCCGACUGCAAGGGAGGCCCAUGGAAGGUUUACGGAGCAGCCCGCCGCCCCCCGCCCGCCACCUGGUUUCCUGCUUCCAUCGUGGAUGAUUUCAUCAGCUUCGACGCCGUCGAUGCCGCCACCACACAAGCCAGCCUCUCCCCCAUAGCCCACGAGGUCACACACCUCUUCUGGGUGGCUCUUCACUUUCAGGAAGACGAAGAAGCCAACAUUGCCACCAACAAAGCCAUGCUCCACAACGUUCUCACCACACUCAAAUCUUCCCCUUCUUCCCGCCUCACCCACGUAACCCUCCAAACCGGGACAAAACACUACAUGGGCCCAAUUUUUGACCCGGCCCGGUCCACUCAACUCUUGAGCCAUGAUCCCCCGUUUCACGAGGACAUGCCCCGGCUACCAUACCCGAACUUCUACUACGCUCAGGAGGAUCUCCUUGCGUCCCACGCGCCUUCUCUGACGUACUCCGUUCACCGCUCCUCCAUCAUAAUCGGCGCGUCUUCAAGGAGUGCAAUCAACACGCUGGUUAUGCUUGGGGCUUAUGCCGCGGUUUGCCGCCACCUUAGGUUGCCGUUUCGUUACCCGGGAACACGGUACACGUGGGACCAUUUUUGCGACAUGACAGACUCGGAGGUGUUAGCGCAGCAGCACGUGUGGGCAGCGGUUACGGACAAGGCCAAGAAUCAAGCGUUCAAUUGCACGAAUGAUGACUUGUUUACGUGGAAGAGAAUGUGGAAACUGCUGAGUGAGGUGUUUGAUGUUGAGUUUGUUGGGUUUGAUGAGAAUGAUGAAGAUAGGGUUGAUUUGGUGGAGUUUAUGAGAGACAAAGACGAGAUUUGGGAUGAGAUUGUGGAAAAGUAUGGACUUGUGAAGACUAAGCUAAAGGAGUUUGCAUAUUAUGAAGUCUUGAAAGUCGUCUUACAUUUUGACUUUCAACUUGUGUCUAGCAUGAAUAAGAGUAAGGAAUAUGGUUUCUUUGGCCACGCCAACUCCUUCAAAAGGGUCACAUUCUGGGUUCACAAACUGCGUUUCAUGAAGAUCAUACCCUAGCUAUAGUAAUAUAGAUAUCUUAUUAUUCUAUUGUUAUGGUGAAAAUAAAGUGCAACAAGCUAGGGGAUUCCCUUUAUUCCAGCAAUUAAAAUACAACUAUGUGAUGAACUUUAAUCAA
Arachis duranensis is the source of this 1356-nucleotide messenger RNA. RefSeq names its product 3-oxo-Delta(4,5)-steroid 5-beta-reductase. NCBI's taxonomy places the organism in Eukaryota, Viridiplantae, Streptophyta, Magnoliopsida, Fabales, Fabaceae. The transcript is spliced from 3 exons. The record is from RefSeq and is a predicted model, not a curated record. The coding region runs from base 111 to 1238 and encodes 375 amino acids.